Austrofundulus limnaeus is the source of this 3959-nucleotide messenger RNA. RefSeq names its product leucine-rich repeat transmembrane neuronal protein 4. The record is from RefSeq and is a predicted model, not a curated record. Bases 795 to 2612 code for a protein of 605 amino acids. Gene Ontology annotation, molecular function: protein binding. The transcript is spliced from 4 exons. Lineage: Eukaryota; Metazoa; Chordata; Actinopteri; Cyprinodontiformes; Rivulidae. Gene Ontology annotation, cellular component: plasma membrane.
UUUUUUGUUUUUGUUUUUCUUGAUCACUUGAACUGUGAAGUUGAAUGUAUUUCAGUUUAGAAUAAAUCCCUGCUCUGAGCUGCAUGUGGGGCUCCUGGCUGUUCUUUGCGCUGGCACUGAAGCUUCUCCACGCAGAGCAAGUGUUCCCAGAACAGAGGACGGGUGUUGUGUGUGUGGGCUGAGGAGAGUCACUCAGUGACCAGGAGAGGGCAUCUCGUGUCCUGAAACGGAUCCGCAGCCAGCUCUCCUCCACCAGCAUCAUCCCUGUUGCUGUAGGACUGAUUUAUUCUGGGUGUCACGGCCGACGCGUCUCCUCCACAGCCGCCCGCAGCUUCUCCUCUCCCCGCCUGAGGCAGGACGCGGGAACUUGGACCGCAGUUUYCCCCCAACCCCACUUCCUUCAGCUCUGCUCGGUGUCUUUAGACGACUUGGUGGGKAAUCAACAAUUGGCGGCUCGGUGCUCGUGAUGCCUUUUUCUUCUUUUUAAUCCUCCCCCCAUGAAAAGCUGAGGGGUGUCAUCACCAGCUUGAGUGCGUCCCUCCUGUGUAAGGUUGCAGUCAGAAUUAUGCACCAAGCUGAUGUCGCGCGCUAGAAGCUGCAAACUCCAGACAGAAGCUCUCUGACGCACACCUUGUGGAGCUCCUGUCCGACAGGUGUGCGGCUGUGACCGCGCGGCGCGAAGAGCGCGGGGUGGGGUGGAGCGGGGACACGCGUCCUGGAUAGAUGCGCAACUGUAGAGCAAAACGCUCAGUGCGUCUUCUGAACAUGUGGAGUAAAAAACGAGAUCCGUGAGGAUGAGGAGAAGCAGACACCGCGCAAGUAUGGGACCUUCUGUGCUUUUCAGAUGGCUUGUGUUCACAGUGGUGGUGCCUGCCUGGCUGCUCGCCGCUCCAAGUGGCAUCCGGGAGCGCCGCUGCCCCCAGAGCUGCAGAUGUGAUGGGAAAAUAAUAUACUGUGAAUCCAACGCCUUCCGUGAUGUGCCAAACAACGUGUCUGUGAGCGCCCAGGGCCUGUCGCUUCGCUACAACAGCCUGGUAAGCCUCAGAGCUCGUCAGUUUGCGGGCAUGAGCCAACUGGUUUGGCUUUACCUCGACCACAAUUACAUCAACGCCGUGGACGGUCAGGCCUUCCAUGGGAUACGCAGACUCAAAGAACUGAUUCUCAGCUCCAAUAGAAUGACACAGCUUAAAAACAACACAUUCCACGAUGUCCCGAAUUUACGUAAUCUCGACAUGUCCUACAACAAACUGCAAGUUCUCCUGCCAAAUCAGUUCAUUGGGCUACGGAAGCUGUCCAGUUUACACUUGAGGUCAAACUCCCUCAAAACAAUCCCCAUGCGAGUUUUUCUUGACUGUCGCAACCUGGAGUUUCUUGACAUUGGCUACAACAGGCUGAGGAGCCUAACACGUAAUGCCUUCGCAGGACUCCUGAAGCUCAUUGAGCUUCACUUGGAGCACAAUCAGUUUUCAAAGAUAAACUUUGCUCAUUUUCCUCGCCUGACUAACCUGAGGGCGCUCUACCUGCAGUGGAACCGGAUCAAACUGCUGACCCAGGGCCUGCCGUGGAUGUGGACUUCRUUGCAAAAGUUGGACCUCUCAGGAAAUGAGCUGGAGGUACUGGACCCGAGCACAUUUCAGUGCCUGCCUAAUCUCCAGACUCUGAACCUGGACUCCAACAAACUAAGCAACGUCUCUCAGCAGACAGCGGAGAUGUGGAUCUCUCUCACCACCAUCAGUCUGGCUGGUAAUUUGUGGCACUGUAACCCCAACAUAUGUCCACUGGCGUCCUGGCUCAAAGCCUUCAAGGGUAACAAGGAGACUACUAUGAUCUGUGCAAGUCCCAAGGAGGCACAGGGAGAGAAAGUGACAGAUGUGGUGGACACUUAUAACAUCUGUACAGCAACUCCGACCCCUAUCCCCUCAACAACACUGCCGCUCACAUCUGUGUUUCAGCCUGAACUGCUGCCUCUCCCCACAGAGGCUGCGGUGGACAUCAAGCUGACCUGGAACAGGACGGCCUCUCCGACUCCUUCCGAGGCCUCCCCCACCGUACCUGUUCCAGACACCGAGUAUGUGUCCUUCCACAAGAUCAUAGCUGGAAGCGUGGCCCUCUUCUUAUCCGUGGCUAUAAUUCUUCUGGUUAUUUAUGUYUCGUGGAAGCACUAUCCCAGCAGUCUCAAACAGCUUCAGCAGCGCUCGGCGGUCAAAAAGCGCCAGAAAAAGACUAGGGAGACUGAGCGCUCGUUUAAUUCACCACUGCAAGAGUAUUAUGUGGACUACAAGCCUUCACACUCAGAGACUAUGGAUAUGCUGAUUAAUGGGACAGGACCUUACACAUACACCAUCUCAGGCUCCAGGGAAUGUGAGGAAGCAAAGAUACCACGGCAGCUGAAUCCCCUGACUCUGUACAGGUAUGAGCAGUCAGUUCUGGAUUACUGUCAUGCCCACCUGUCGCUGCACCACAAUGUGGGCAUGGAGCCCUCCACUCGGGAGCUAGGAGGUUCAGGGCCAGCCUUGUACCACCCGGGCCUAAGGGCUGCCGUCCCCUCUGAGCCUGCGCUGCCUUGCCCCCAGACUCCCACCACCGGUGAGCCGAGCCGUGUACAGCGCUGAGGCUCCGUCUCUGAACUCCUGUAUCUCAGCAACACAGAAUCACCGAACUGUUCAAAGGAAACAAAGGUUGUACGGGAGGAAACUGGGACAGGAAAACGAAGCAGAGGAGACAGCUAAUCUACUGCAGCACAUUCUGAAUGCAGGGUAAUGAAAAUGAAACAAUUUUCCAGUGGAAAUAAAGGAGCGCAGCAGUAUUGAUUAGCUAGAAUUUCACCUAGUCAACCCAAAAUGUCCUCAAUUAGCAAAGCGGGCUGUAAAGCAGCAUGACUCCCCACAAUCUGCCUUCCUCUUGAGGAGUCUUAAAGAUAAUAAAUUAAUGAUUUCUUUUAAUCCUAUUAAACACUUUUCCUUGACUUCUCAUGAUCUGGGCACCUCUCUGUUGUGCAGGUGAAGUAAUCAAAUGAUUAAUGCUCCAAACAGAGCAGGGACACAAUGUGAUAAGCAGGCGAGAAGCAGAACAAAUGAAAGGGUGGCUAAAAGCUCAAAGUUUCUCUGCUGCAGACGUUUCUCUCUGGCUCACAGCAUUUUUCAUUUGGAAAAAUGAGACGCUCAGAUGAAAUGACCUAAACUUGGAAAAAACACAUCAGAAUAUAGCAGAUGGUAAACGCCAUAUAAAAUGUACAGCCGCCCCAAAUUACUGGCAGYAACUCCAGUUUUUAUGGAGACUUGUGAUGUCAAAUGUUGGUCACAUUUGAGUUAGUCUAACAGAGAUGGAAAACACAGAAAGCUGCACUGUGACGCUUUGGUAUUUCAUCCCUCAUUGGAAAUACUUGUGUGGUUAAUUGGUUUUAUUUCAUUAUGCAUCAUUAAACCAAUAAUCUGACUGUACACUCAUAUWGCUACACGUGUGAUUUUUACAAGAUGUUACAUUAUACUAUAUGGUGAAUAAACUGUGAGAAAUGACCAGUAAUGGUAUCAUUUAUCAAGAUCAGUGGGAUUGAACCAAACGACUGUCUGCUGUAUUUAGACAACUGAGUAGGUGGAUGAAACUGAAGAGCAAUGUGCUGAAGGCGAGACUGUUUAACAACAAGAUGUCUUGUUUUCGCAUUAGUAACUGACCCCCACRAGAACUUUCACUUGCUUUUCUUCUCUUUUUGUGACUGUGUGUGACCAUUAUCUGAUGUAAUAAAGUAAACUGGACUCUCAGAACUUUUAUGUUGUUUCCGGGGAAAGAAAACUUUAAAUCUACAGAUAGCAGCUCCACAGUCUCAGACACACACAUUAAAAUGGACUAAGAUAAUGAUGGGAGCUAAAUGUAAUAUGAUGUUAUUUUUAGUUGUUUAUAAACCAUGCACAUUGGAGCAAAAGUCAAAAAGUUGGAAUAAACUGUCUUCARCUAUUGUUGAA